Molecule: messenger RNA, 1707 nt
Organism: Panicum virgatum (switchgrass)
Lineage: Eukaryota; Viridiplantae; Streptophyta; Magnoliopsida; Poales; Poaceae
Product: protein MODIFYING WALL LIGNIN-1-like
Exons: 3
Coding region: 539-1156 (205 amino acids)
Source: RefSeq, a predicted model, not a curated record
UGCGGGCUUUCCUAGCUCUCACCUUCCCCAAACGGGGCCUGCCUUGGCUGACCAAGCUAGCCCGCCAACCGGUCCACUCGUCCGUCCCCGUCCACUCGAUCAGCAAGCGGGGAUCCGAAUUCGGAGCCUCUCCUUUUGCCAAUUCCCUCUUCGUCUUCCUCCUCGCCUCCUCCUCCCCCUUCCAUUACGCCACCACGAAAUAGCUAAACAAUUCUACAAAUGGACUCGCCCAUGUGAUUGUUUAGCAGCGUCCGGGUCUUUCCUCCCGUCUCUCCCUCUCUUUCCUUUUCCAACAUCUUCCGCAACCCACCAACCAUGGCUGAUUCAACGCGCCGCUCCUAGUACCAAGCCGCCGCCUCGCGGUGACCUGCUCGUGGAAAUUGGGCAGUUUAUAUGUAGAGGCAGACGCAGAUGACGCGAACGGUUGUCCGCGCUCGUGCUUCCAAGGACAGAGAGGCAGGCAGCCGAGAGCGGAAUUGCUGGUCGGAUUAGGUGCGCAAGGACGGAGCGAUCCGGCUCGGGGUGAGCGCGCGGCGCGAUGGAGAAGGGGAGCAGGGGUAUGUCCUGCCGCGCCGCCAUCUGCGGCAUCGUCGCGCUCCUCAGCGCCACCGCCUUCUCCUGCUCCGUCGCCGCCGAGUUCCGCAAAGUCAAGGUCAAGGACAUGAAGCUGGACGGCAGCCUCUGCUCGCUGCCCAGGAGUUCCGCCUUCGAGCUGGGCGUGGCCGCCAUCGCGUUCCUCCUCGUGGCGCAGCUCGUGGGCACCAGCGCCGCCGUGACCACCGCGUACGCCGCCAAGCCCAAGAAGAGCGCCGCCGCCAGGGGCCGCGUCGCGUUCAUCGCCCUCCUGGCCCUCUCGUGGUUGAGCUUCGCGGUGGCAGUGAUCCUCCUGGCGACCGCGGCGAGCAUGAACCACGGGCAGCGGUACGGGCGCGGGUGGAUGGACGGCGACUGCUACGUGGCCAGGAACGGCGUGUUCGGCGCCGCCGCGGCGCUGGUCGUCGUCACGGCGCUCACCACCCUCGGCCUCACCUUCGCCACCGAACCGACCGCGGCCAUGGCGCCCGCACCCGCGGCACCGGACGCAUGCGCGAGCAGGACGCAUCCCGAGGGCGCUGCAGCCGACGCCGAACAACCGGACGGGCGAUCCAAGCAAUGAUCAAUGAGGCAAGCAGGCAGACUGGCUGGAGUGGGGCGGACUAACCGGAGGCGGCGGUUGGUGAGCGGCAACGUUGGCGGCGCAAACGGCCGCGCCGCGUGGUGGGGCAGCGUGGUGGGCUGGCUGGUGCCUGGCGGGGCAUCGGGAAAGUGGGAGGCGGCCGCCGGACCGGACGGGUGGGGCCGCCGGGGCGCAUGCAUAUACGCUGCCGCCGGUUAGUUGGAUAUUUAGCAGCCGCCGGCCGGGACAGAGGUACAUAAUUACUGUCCCCAUUACCGACACGAUUACUGACACGACAGUGCGCAGCAUGUAAAUGAUGGUAGCCACAUGUCAAAUGUCAUUGCAAAAAGCAAAGAUAAAUCGUAAAGAAAUUUCAUUUUUGUAGUUGUUGUUCAGUGUUUGUUUCAUGUUUCUCUGCACAACAACUUGGUGGUUGGUGCUAGCGGCCAUGUUCAGCUAAUCAGCUCGUCUCUAUGGCUGAAUCUGGACGCUGUACUCUGUAGACAAACUGGUUCUAAUAAUGUACAUUCUUUGGAACUAGUUCCAUAGUA